Propithecus coquereli (Coquerel's sifaka) is the source of this 1581-nucleotide messenger RNA. RefSeq names its product growth factor receptor-bound protein 14 (gene GRB14). Gene Ontology annotation, cellular component: plasma membrane; cytoplasm. The transcript has 13 exons. Gene Ontology annotation, biological process: negative regulation of insulin receptor signaling pathway; insulin receptor signaling pathway. The coding region runs from base 159 to 1520 and encodes 453 amino acids. The record is from RefSeq and is a predicted model, not a curated record. Lineage: Eukaryota; Metazoa; Chordata; Mammalia; Primates; Indriidae.
GCUUUGGGUAGAUUGGAAUCACAUAAGCAGGGUGACAUUUAUUACUUUCCUCCCUGUUUCUUUGCACUGAGCCCUGAGAUUCCCAAGGAGUAACUGUAAAAGAUUUCUUUCGUUUUGUCCAUGAUCUGCGAGAGAGGCUCACUCUAAGAAGAGCAGGCAUGAGUUUGAGUGCAAGAAGAGUCACUCUGCCUGCAAUAACGCCAAUAGUUCUACAGAAAAGGGUGAUUAAAGUAUAUAGUGAAGAUGAAACCAGCAGGGCUUUAGAUGUACCCAGUGACAUAACGGCCCGAGAUGUUUGUCAGCUGUUGAUCCUGAAGAACCAUUACGUUGAUGACCACAGCUGGACCCUUUUUGAGCACCUGCCUCACAUGGGUGUAGAAAGAAUAAUAGAAGAUCACGAACUCUUGAUUGAAGUGCUAUCUAACUGGGGAAUGGAAGAAGAAAAUAAGCUAUAUUUUAGAAAAAAUUAUGCCAAAUAUGAAUUCUUUAAAAACCCGAUGUAUUUUUUUCCAGAACAUAUGGUAUCUUUUGCAACUGAAACAAAUGGUGAAAUAUCCCCUACACAGAUUUUGCAGAUGUUUCUGAGUUCAAGCACAUAUCCUGAAAUUCAUGGCUUCUUACAUGCAAAAGAACAGGGAAAAAAGUCUUGGAAAAAAAUUUACUUCCUUCUAAGAAGAUCUGGUUUAUAUUUUUCUACAAAGGGGACAUCAAAGGAACCACGGCAUUUGCAGUUUUUCAGUGAAUUUGGCAAUAGUGAUAUUUAUGUGUCACUGGCAGGCAAAAAAAAACACGGAGCACCGACUAACUAUGGAUUCUGCUUUAAGCCUAACAAAGCGGGAGGGCAGAGAGACCUGAAAAUGCUCUGUGCAGAAGAAGAGCAGAGUAGGACGUGCUGGGUGGCCGCGAUUAGAUUGCUUAAGUAUGGAAUGCAGCUGUACCAGAAUUAUAUGCAUCCGUAUCAAGGUAGAAGUGGCUGCAGUUCUCAGAGUAUAUCACCCAUGAGAAGUAUAUCAGAGAAUUCCCUGGUAGCAAUGGACUUCUCAGGCCAGAAAGGCAGAGUUAUAGAAAAUCCCACUGAAGCCCUUUCAGUUGCAGUUGAAGAAGGACUUGCUUGGAGGAAAAAAGGAUGCUUGCGUCUGGGCGCACAUGGAAGCCCCACGGCCCCUUCACAGAGCUCCGCCGCAAACAUGGCUAUCCACCAGUCUCAGCCGUGGUUUCACCACAAGAUUUCUAGAGAUGAGGCUCAGCGAUUGAUUAGUCAGCAAGGACCUGUGGAUGGAGUUUUCUUGGUACGGGAUAGUCAGAGUAACCCCAAAACUUUCGUACUGUCAAUGAGUCAUGGACAAAAAAUAAAGCACUUUCAAAUUAUACCAAUUGAAGAUGAUGGUGCAAUGUUCCAUACACUGGAUGAUGGCCACACAAGAUUUACCGAUCUAAUCCAGCUGGUGGAGUUCUAUCAACUUAAUAAGGGUGUUCUUCCUUGCAAGUUGAAACAUUAUUGUGCUAGGAUUGCUCUUUAGCCAAACCAGAAGUGACUUGUUAAACUAUUAAAGAAAAAAUGCUCAAGAAAAAAAAAAGAAA